UGCAUUCUUUUUCUAUUUGCAAGGAAUAAAAGUUUGUACUUUUUAGCUGUUCAUUUGUGUGAAUAUUAUCAAAUCUGACUCUUAAGCUUUCUUGGUUAUAGAACAAAGUUGUUAAUGCUUUGUUUGUGUAGUUCAAGUUUGUCUUUUUCUUUUGGUAAGGAAUCUGUUGAGUUAUGUUUCGUGCUUACUUGUUGUAUAAGCGAACUAUAAAAUGAGACGUAAAGACUAGGGGGAACGGUUUGGGGGACAUUUCGAUUUUGGGGGCAUUCUUUGCUUGAAGCAUUGGGUACCUGAUUGCAUGACACACGAGUUUUUGUUUUGCUUUUGGGAUUUGGUGUUCUACGGGAGGUAUGGAUCCUAGGUGUUGUUUAUUAGCCCAGACUGAGAGAUGUUUCGGGCAGAAACCAUUUUGUUCUUUUGUUUUGUUUUCUGGAGCUUAUUUACGUGCUCUAGCACUCCGGCUAAUGGAAGCACUCAAGGCUAAAUGCAUAUCUCUUUUCAGUAGCAGAGGUUGUUUUGGGUGCUUCACGAAACCCUCGCCAAUUACUGGUGUGGAUGAUCCAUGGCAAGGUCUAAGGGUUCAGGGCCAGAAAGUGAAGAGAUCUAGCUUUUCUGAUGAUUUCUGGAAUAGCAGUGCAUGUGAAAUGGAACAUAGCGAAGUCCGUUCCCUUUCACCGAAAAACGCAUCAAAUCUUGAUCCUUCUGGCAGCACAAGUCAACGUUCCGAUUUUGUAAAUCAUGGUCUUCUUCUUUGGAAUCAAACAAGGCAACAAUGGCUUGCAAAUAAGAAGACUGAGAAUCGGGUGCAACCUCGAGAAACCACGACAAAUUGGAAUACAAUCUAUGAGAGUUUACAUGGGGAAUAUAAGGCAUUCCCCCACCCGAUUCCGCUUCCUGAAAUGGUGGAUUUUCUAGUUGAUAUUUGGGAGCGAGAGCUACAAGAUUAGAAGAGCAAAUAUUUGUUUAUUGAAAUGUCCCAUUCUCU
Messenger RNA from Hibiscus syriacus, 985 nucleotides. RefSeq lists its product as uncharacterized. Bases 351 to 947 code for a protein of 198 amino acids. Lineage: Eukaryota; Viridiplantae; Streptophyta; Magnoliopsida; Malvales; Malvaceae. The transcript has 5 exons. The record is from RefSeq and is a predicted model, not a curated record.